AUGAGCAACCAAAUAGCUGCUAUCAAUGAAUCUGAUGUGCGAAGGAUCACCUCGGGACAAGUGAUCGUGGACUUGACAUCAGCGGUCAAAGAAAUACUGGAUAAUAGCAUCGAUGCCGGGGCAGACCAGUUUGAGUGCGUAUUUAAAAACUAUGGAAUGGAAUCUUUUGAGUGCAGUGACAAUGGUAGUGGGAUCUCUGAGGAAAGUCAUGCAGGCUUGGCCUUAAAGCAUCAUACUUCAAAGAUUUCCACGUUUGAGGACGUCUCCCAAGUCACUACACUAGGAUUCAGAGGCGAGGCACUGUCGUCUAUCGCAGCGGUUGCUAAUCUUGUGGUCACUACCACCUCGAGGGCUCCAAAGGCUGCAAAGUUGGAAUUCAAUUUUAAAGGUGAACUGGUCAAAUCUACUGUUACGUCGCGAAAUAAAGGUACUACCGUACACGUCUCACAGCUAUUUAACACUCUGCCUGUACGCAAGAAAGAGUUUACUCGCAAUCACAAACGGCAGUUUAACAAAUGUAUCUCCCUUCUACAGCAGUAUACUAUCAUUCAAGACCGAAUGAAAAUCUCUGUGUGGCAUAUCACCAGCAAUGGACGCAGAACGCUCGUCCUAUCAUCAACCAAAGAUCAGGGAAUCCCGAAAAGAAUUGUCGGGGUAUUUGGGUCAACGGCUAUGCAGGGUCUAACUGAGAUCAAACUUGAUCUCGCUGUGAGCUCGAGCAAGACCUGGGCAUCGCAGGCAUUCGCAGAAGAAGAGGUUGAAGGUUCACCGUGUUAUAAUAUUCUAGUCACGGGCUACAUCUCAAAGAAUUCACUUGGAAGUGGAAGAAAUACCAAGGAUCGUCAAUAUGUUUAUAUCAACCGACGGCCCGUGGUGUGCCCCUCUCUCCUCAAGUGCUGUAACGAAGUCUAUCGUACACAUAACAACGUCCAGUUUCCAGUCUGCUUCCUCAAUUUCGAAGUAAAUCCCAGCUUUCUCGACGUCAAUGUCACACCUGACAAGAGAACUGUUCUUCUUCAUAGUGAGAAUUUGGUGAUUGAUGCGCUGAGGGACGGUUUAACAGAAUUUUACUCUCAACAGGAGAUGGUGAUGCCAGUCUCGGCGGCUUUCAGGACAAGAGGCACUGCUCAGGAACCGGAUUUGAAAAAGCCCAAAAUCAGUGCAGCGAGCCAAGAGCUGAACUUUGAAUUUAGCCACGACGAAGAAGAGAUGCAAUCUACAAUCGACGUCACUGAAAAUACGGGACCCAAGCAAACGAUAACUGCUACUUUGGAUCGAGAGAAUGAUGUUGAUACGGAUGUCCCAAGUAUUUUUGUCCGAGAUCCAGAAGAUUCUGAGGAAGUUCAAACCGGUAAAGAAACCUCCAGCACAGCACCUUCUCAAAGUGACCAUCAACUCUCACCCAUAUCAAAUGAAGAGCGAGUCAGGACUAGUGAGAAUCAGGUUCAGAACCAGAAACCAAUAGAAGUAUUCGAAAAUCCUUCGAGUAGAAAAGACCCAAGUCUACAUGUGCAGGGGCUGGCGCCUUCGGGCGAGUUAUUAACUGAAGGCGAUAGGGUCGAAGAAAGCGCCAAGAAAACUCGAGCCAAUCGCUUGAUAUUUCAAACGCAGGAUGCCGAUAGCAACUUGAAUGAAGAAUCGUGUACAUGUUCAUCCGCAAAUGAAGGGAGCUUAAGUGAUGACGAAUUAGGAGCAUCUCACCCGAACCCACCUUUCCGCUUGGCCAGACGUGAAAGUAAUAUAUCCAUGGAUGAAAUGGGUCAAAUCAACUGCACUCCAGCGCCUAUACCGCUACCGCGGGCCAGUUUGGCGAACUCAGCACAAAAUUCUGGGCCGGGUAUUUUCGCUACCAGCUUGGCAGUCGACCCUAACGACUUGAUUAGUUCCUUUGUCCAUGAAACGAAUUUGAUACAGAAACAAAAAGUAAGGAAGCACAAGAAUUACAUUCAAAAGAAUGAGCAGCUUGACGACUUUGAUCAAGGUGAGAAGUACUUGACGCUUUCAGUGUCGAAGGCAGAUUUCAAGACUAUGGAAAUUGUGGGGCAAUUUAACCUCGGCUUUAUACUGGUGACUCGGUGUAUCGGUGAGAAGUUUGACCUAUUCAUCGUCGAUCAGCAUGCAAGCGAUGAGAAAUACAACUUCGAGAUGUUGCAAAGAACCACAGUUCUCAAGAGUCAGCCAUUAAUUGCCCCUCAAACCGUUGAAUUGAGCGUCAUGGACGAACUUAUAGCCAUGGAAAACUUGAGCGUUUUGGAGAAAAACGGUUUCAAGCUCGAAGUGAAGGAAGAUCAGCCACAGGGCACCCGGGUAAAGUUGGUGAGUCUGCCAGUAUCCAAAAAAACGGUAUUCGACAUGAAUGAUUUACACGAGCUGCUGCACUUCGUGAAAGAAUCAGACGGGUUGAAUAAAGAUGCUGUACGCUGCUCAAAAGUACGUUCCAUGUUUGCAAUGCGUGCCUGUCGCAGUAGUAUUAUGGUGGGAAAGCCUCUGUCUAAGAAAUCCAUGGUACAUGUCGUUCGAAAUCUGAGCGAACUCGACAAACCAUGGAAUUGUCCCCACGGAAGGCCGACUAUGCGACACCUAUUGGAGCUUCGCGAUUGGAAUGCAUUUGAUGAGGACUACGCCUUAUAA
Molecule: messenger RNA, 2631 nt
Organism: Lachancea dasiensis
Lineage: Eukaryota; Fungi; Ascomycota; Saccharomycetes; Saccharomycetales; Saccharomycetaceae
Source: the annotation of a GenBank genome assembly